Messenger RNA from Aspergillus aculeatinus CBS 121060, 1294 nucleotides. RefSeq names its product acyl-CoA N-acyltransferase. The record is from RefSeq and is a predicted model, not a curated record. Gene Ontology annotation, molecular function: acyltransferase activity, transferring groups other than amino-acyl groups. The transcript has 3 exons. Lineage: Eukaryota; Fungi; Ascomycota; Eurotiomycetes; Eurotiales; Aspergillaceae. The coding region runs from base 368 to 1009 and encodes 213 amino acids.
CCAUUUCCAAGGACAGCCAACGCCACGCAUCAAAUAACAAACUUCCAAAUUCCAACCACUACACCAUGGUACGUAGCAGGCAAAUUUGUCCGGUCGGAAACCAAAUCCUCUCGUUGGUACAAGUGAAGAAUGAAGUAUAAGAGCGGGGCGACUCCGCUAAAGGCUUGCAGACGCAUCCAUGAUCAUAUGGAUCGGAUCCAACGCCUCCCACGCUUGCCCGCGCGGGCGGGGGCGGGGAGACUAAAAUUAAAUUAGAUGACCGAUGACUCAACCCCUCAUUUAAACCAGUCACUUAUCUAUCUGCUCACCUCACCCUCCAGCCAGCUGUUCUGUUCUCUCCACUUUUCUUCACAGUUCUUCAACCACCAUGACAGCAGCCGGAACCAUUCGUGUCCCCCAGAAGGAUGGCUCGCCUCUGCGACUCGAGUUCGCCACAAUCGACGAUCUGAAUGAGAUCACCGAUCUGUGGUACAAUGCCUUCUCACCCGGCAUGUUAUUUCUCUGGACGGACACCCCCGGGGUGCGCCAGUGGUGGAACGAAGCCAACCGCCAUGACAUGCUCCACAAACCCAACGCGAAGUAUCUCAAGGUCGUGGACACAGCGCAGAAUGGCCGCAUCGUCGCGUACGCCAAGUGGUCGCUGGAGACCGCCGAAGAGCGCGGACCACGGUGGCCCGCGUGGCAUUCCGAGAUGGACCCGGCCUUGAUGGAUAAAUUUCUCGGUCACUUGGAGACCAACCGGGCGACGGCUGUCGCAGGUGCUCCCAAGAACUUCUAUCUUGAUAUGCUAGCGACGCAUAGCGACUACCGGAAACGGGGCGCGGCACGCUUGUUGCUGGAAUGGGGGUGCGAGGUGGGCGACGAGGAGAAUGCGCACAUUUAUAUCGACGCGAGCACCGACGGCCAGCCGGUUUAUCAGAAGUUCGGCUUCGUGAGCAAGAAUGAUCCUUUGGUCGAUCCGUUCGAGGUGGCGGCCAUGGUGAGACAGCCUGGGGGGAAAUCGGUUUGACGUCAACGUGUCCCGGAGUUUUGGAUCUGCAGAUUAUGAGAUGGUACAACGGCACAUUCUAGCACUGAGAUGAUUGACAGACAUAGAUAAUUUGGUUAACAUUGAGAAAGCGUGGUGCCUUCCUUACGCACGGCAGUGCAUCUCAGAACCUGUUUUUGGCUAGAUUAAUAUAAGGCGUUGGCAAAUGGAUGCACCCGGUUAGUUGACGUAAACUCAAGUGAUCUCGCAGGGUGUAUGCGAUCAUCGACUUUUUAUACUCUGCUUUCGAGGACAAGUCGUCCUGAU